UAUAUUUGCUUUAAUCACAGACCCUAAAAUUAGCCUUUCAUUUUAACUUUCGAAGGGUUUGAUCAGAUUCAUCAGUUUCGACAAACAACAAACCCUAAAGCACGUCUCAAUCUCUCUUUCACAAUCCAAAAACUCAUUGAUCAACCAAAAAAAAAAAUCAAGUUUCUGUUUUCGAUUCCAAUCCCUUGCUUCAUUCUUUCUCUAAGAUGGCUCUAAAGGAGCAGCUAGAUAAGUUCAACAAACAGCAAGAGAAAUGUCAAUCUACGCUUUCUAGCAUUGCUUCUUCAAGAGAAAGAUCGGGGCCUUCGUCGAGGCAGAACGUGCCUCUUCCUGCAGCGAUCACUCAGACUAAGCCUGAUCCUCCUCUCAGGUUUUCAGACAAUACCAAGCAACUUCAGUACAUUAACAACAUAAGAAAUGGUGCUGUUGGAGCUCAAAUGAAGCUUGUCAUUGAUCUUUUGUUGAAGACAAGGCAAGCAUAUACGACAGAGCAAAUAAACAAAGCUUGUUACGUUGAUAUGAAUGCCAAUAAGGCUGUUCUUGAUAGUUUGAGGAAGAAUCCUAGAGUGCAUUAUGACGGAAGAAGGUUCUCUUACAAGGCUAGGCACGAUGUGAAGGACAAGAGCCAGCUUCGUUCGUUGGUAUUCAAAUACCAAAAUGGGAUUGAUGUGGCUGAUCUCAAAGAUGCAUACCCAAACAUCAUGGAAGAUUUGCAGGCUCUGGCAGCUUCAGGUGACAUUUUUUGGAUUACAGGAAACACUGUUUCAAAAGAGGGCAUUGCGCAUCCAAAUGAGCCCAUCUAUCCGUUUAAGAUUGAUAACGAAUUGAAAGCUAUAUUCCGCGACAUGGAAACCCCGAGCGACAUGCUAGACGUGGAGAAGGAGCUGCGAAAGAUUGGUUUGAGGCCGGCCACAAACACUGCGGAGAGGAGAGCUGCUGAACAGCUCCAUGGCGUACCGAAUAAACCCAUAGAUAAGAAGAAGAAGAAACAAGAGAUCAGCAAGAGAACCAAACUCACCAAUUCUCAUAUGCCUGAGCUCUUCAACAGCAUUAACGCUAGCAGUUCUCGGAACUGAGCCACAUACAUUGCGCUUUGAAGUUCUUCGUCUCCGGUCCUAUUUAAUUUUUCCUACUCCAGUUCUCUGAACUAAUAAGUCAAAAGAGGAGGAAAGUAUUGACAUCUAUUCUUGAUGAAGUACCAAACAUAUGUUUCUCUUACAAGUUACGAUAAAAUCAAAAUCAUGACAAACGAAAUAGAGUUCACAUUAACAAAGACAACUUGUA
Messenger RNA from Camelina sativa (false flax), 1284 nucleotides. RefSeq names its product transcription initiation factor IIE subunit beta-like. Gene Ontology annotation, biological process: transcription initiation at RNA polymerase II promoter. Gene Ontology annotation, cellular component: transcription factor TFIIE complex. Gene Ontology annotation, molecular function: TFIIH-class transcription factor complex binding. The record is from RefSeq and is a predicted model, not a curated record. Lineage: Eukaryota; Viridiplantae; Streptophyta; Magnoliopsida; Brassicales; Brassicaceae.